CGGUGCCGGGUUGCGGGUGCCGGUGCCGGGGGCGGUGCAAGUGGCGGUGCGGAGCCGGUGGCGGUGCGGAGCCGGUGCGAGGCCGGUGCCGGGUUGCGGGUGCCGGGCUCGGUGCGGUGCCGGUGCCGGGCGCGAUGCCGGGCGCGGUGCGGACGCUGUGCCUGGCCGCGCUGCUGGGCGCGCUGCGGGCCGGCGGCACGGAGCUGACGCUGGAGCUGCCCGACAGCGCCCAGCGCUGCUUCCACCAGGAGCUGGAGGGCGGCGUCAAGUUCACCCUCGACUAUCAGGUGAUCAGCGGAGGGCACUAUGAUGUCGACUGCUACGUGGAGGACCCCAACGGCAAGACCAUCUACCAGGAGACCAAGAAGCAGUACGACAGCUUCUCGCACCACACCGAGGCCAAGGGUGUCUACACCUUCUGCUUCAGCAACGAGUUCUCCACCUUCUCCCACAAAAUCGUCUACUUCGACUUCCAGGUGGGCGACGAGCCGCCCAUCCUGCCUGACAUGAACAACCGCGUCACUGCCCUGACACAGCUGGAGUCUGCCUGUGUCACCAUCCACGAGAUGCUGAAGGCGGUGAUCGACUCCCAGACCCACUACCGGCUGCGGGAGGCGCAGGACAGGAGCCGAGCCGAGGAGCUCAAUGGCCGCGUCUCGUACUGGUCAGUGGGGGAAACCCUCAUCCUCUUCGUGGUCAGCAUCGGGCAGGUGGUGCUGCUCAAGAGCUUCUUCACCGAGAAGAGACCCAGCAGCGGCGGAGCUGGCACCUAGAGCUGCUGGCUGUGCCCGAGUGCAGCGGGCAGCGGGACAGACACUGCGCCUCUGAUCUGUGCCAGGACAGGCGGGGCUGGGACAGGGGGUGACACUGCUGGGCUGGUGACACAGCCACCCAAGGACAGGCGUCCCCAGCAUCACCUCCCAUUUGCCAUCGUCUGGCCUACCCUGUCCCCUCGCCUGGCCAGCCUGUCCCCGUUCUCUGGCUGCACUGGGGAGCAGGGGGGACCAGCACAGCACAGCACCGGGGCACCCUUGGGACUGGGACGGGACUGGGAUUUUACUGGGACUGACUGGGAUGGGACUGGGAUGUGACUGGGACUGACUGGGAUGUGACUGGGACAUGACUGGGACGUGACCACGCACUGCCCCUGGAGCCCUGUGCAGCCACCGAGGGCAGGGGCAGCCCUGGCCCCCCUGGCACCCCCCAGUGCCCCCAGCCCCAGGAGAGCUGCCCAUGGGCUGGGGGGGGUCUGUGUCUGCACCCCAGGUGCCCUGUGGCGGGCAGGGUGCUCCCAGCAGCAGGACACAGCACCAGCAGCAUCCAAGGGAAGGCUGUUUGCUGGGUGGCUCUGGCUCUGCCAGCUCCUCCCCUCGCAGCAGUUCUCAGGCUGGCAGCAGGUGGUGUGUCUGUACCAGGUGAUAUUUUCGUACACCAGUCCGUGCCUGACACUCAGCCCCCUCACACAUUCCCCCCACACGUGCCAGGGAAGCCCAUCCCUGCCCCAGAAGCACGGGGGACCCACACAUGCCUGGGACUGCAGCCCCUCAUUCCCUGGAGCCCCACAAGACCCCUGGAGUGACUGGUGUGCUGGCCCUCCAGCCCUCAAGCAGGUGUGAGAUCAUUUUUCAGAGCUGAAGCAACUCCACUAGACUUUUCCUUUGCCAUUUUCAAAUAAAUCCCUGCAAGCAUG
This is a messenger RNA of Zonotrichia leucophrys gambelii, 1690 nucleotides long. RefSeq names its product transmembrane p24 trafficking protein 3 (gene TMED3). Bases 135 to 773 code for a protein of 212 amino acids. Gene Ontology annotation, biological process: Golgi organization; intracellular protein transport; endoplasmic reticulum to Golgi vesicle-mediated transport. The transcript has 3 exons. Gene Ontology annotation, cellular component: Golgi apparatus; endoplasmic reticulum; COPI vesicle coat. NCBI's taxonomy places the organism in Eukaryota, Metazoa, Chordata, Aves, Passeriformes, Passerellidae. The record is from RefSeq and is a predicted model, not a curated record.